AUGCUGCAACUAGUGGUAAUAGCUUUUGCCAUCUGGGCGUUGCAGUUCAUUAUCCCAGAGACGAAGCGGCACAGACAGCGAAAGCUGCUCAGAGAACCCGACACACCACCGAAUGGCUCAGCAAAACAUGAUUCCCUGACGGCCUUGAAGCCCAAGCGGCGUGAGCAUAUUCUCACAAAAUCUCGCAGCCUCCAAGUGCUGCUCCCGUCCGGACUCUAUGGGCGUGAGACUUAUACCAGGGAAGAUGCGAUCAACCAUCUCCUCGCCCAGCAACAGCGGGAAGGGCCGAAAAUACGACAGGAACCGAUUGCUAACCCCGCCCCCCGACAUGCGCUAAUGCCAGCUGAGAGGCCCUUGCCGUCAAGAGAUCAAAUGCCGGCUGAGAGGCCUUUGCUAGCGAGAGAUCCAAUGUCAGCUGAGAAGCCUAUGCCAUCGAGAGAACAGGCAUGCGUCUCCGGCCACUCCUCGGUCGCCGCGACGCCGCGGUCCCACGCCGCGGUCCCAGCGCAGCAGCUGCCCAUACCCAUGCCUAUGAUGCCUCCCCAGAAACCUAUACUUCUGGCCCCGAAACCAAGGAAAAAGAAGAACCCGGCCCGCCUGUCCCACAUGCCAUCCCAGUUCCUACAGAUGGUAGCCGCGCAGUUGCCGCCUUUGGCCCUCAUGUGCUUCGCCGUGACGUGCCGGGCGGCCUACGCGGCCUCUCGUGAGCGCUUCACCACCAUCGGGUCGUUGGACCUGCUGGCGACCGAGGCAUUCCUUCUGCUGUGGGAACGGGAGUUGGAGGGCCACGUAUAUUGCCACGGGUGCAUGCGUCUGCACGCGUUCCACGCCGAGGGCAAGGAGGUCACACUACGCCGUUGCCUGCGCCAGACCGAAGACUUUCGCUUAGGACGGUAUACACUCCCUUACCUCGUCGCUCGUCUGGCCGUCAAUCGACAUCUGUACGGCGAGCGAUGCGGCGUCCCGCUCCACGUUCUGCGCAUGUGUCGACGCGUCGACGAGCCUCCGCCCGGAGUAGAGGAUGACGGCUGGGCGGUCAUGCAGACCGUGCAGGCACGGGUCACGAGCGAUGGGGAACUGGUGGUGGCAUCGACCUGGACCCUGUACAAGCGGAUUGGCGUGUUGCCCCGGCCGGGAGGUCCGACGCCGACCAUCAAGUCGAGAACGAAGUCCAUCACAGAGGGUAAGUUUGGUUUUGGUACCAAUGGUGGACUCAGCCGGACAACGACAAUCGGACGGACAGCGAGUACUGGUCGGCCACAGAGUACGACCACCAGCCGGGCCCAGAGCACUAUCCGGACGACACCCCCAAGCCGGGCCCAAAGCACCAACCGACCACAGACCAUCGGCCGGGCGCCAAGCACCACUUGGCCGCAGAGCUUCAGCCGGACGCCGAGUUUCAGUCGAACCAAGAAACUGAUGGACAAGGUGGCCAUGAUUCGAACCGACGAGUUGCAAGAGGAUCAGGUGGCGGCCGGUGAGUACCAGGUUUUUGAGCGAGCAGUCGGGCGCUUCUCGGAGCACCUGGCUGUCUGCCCCAGCACGCAUCAGUGGGACGCCUACCGUGUCAUGUCCGGCAAGGUGGCCGAGUUUGCGGACCCGCGACAGCUGGAGCCGGCCUACGGGGCGGUCCGGUCGUGCCUCAAGUGCCUAACCGACUACGAAGUCAACAUCAUCGAAGGUGUCGCGCCGGAUCAGUUCGGUCGCUAUCACGACAGGCGCCACACGGUACACGUCAACGGCAACGGCAGCAUCAACGGGUUUCACAUCCCGGACGACGAAGGCAAGAGAGUGCCACACACCGACUGGGUUCUGUCCAUGACCAAGUACUGCUACCUGGGUGGGUGCAGGUCUCCCUUCGAGGAGCGGUGGCCCGGUGGCAACGGGAGUGGAUUAGAUGGCAGGAGGACGCCCGACAAAGGGGCGACAGUCCGGGACAUGUGGCUGAGAGGAGACGGGCGGGUUGGGACGGUCGGGAAGCCGGCCGAGGUGGCGGGGGUGGUGGAGGCGAGAAGGGAGCAGCUAAGGCGUUCGUUCAGAUCGAUGCCGUGA
Molecule: messenger RNA, 2052 nt
Organism: Pyricularia pennisetigena
Lineage: Eukaryota; Fungi; Ascomycota; Sordariomycetes; Magnaporthales; Pyriculariaceae
Exons: 1
Coding region: 1-2052 (683 amino acids)
Biological process (GO): regulation of DNA-templated transcription
Molecular function (GO): sequence-specific DNA binding
Source: RefSeq, a predicted model, not a curated record